CCACGAGAACCAGUCGUCCCUUAAUGCCGAUGCGAGACACUCGCGUAGAGAUAUCUCGUGAAAUACUUCAGUACGGCUGAAAGUGGCCAGAAGACCGGAGCCGUUCGCUCCGUCGUUGUUAACCGAAUCGAAAAUUCGAUUUUUCGUUUUUUUGAUUUUUUUUUUCCACAAAAAUUUACAACAUCUUUCGUUUUUCCGCUCAUUUUUAAAAUCCGUUGAACAGUGUUCGGAACCAAACUGAAUAGACGAAAAAAAACCUGAUACAAUUAAAUAUCGAGAAGUUCUGUUUGAAUAAAAAAAAGAAAAAAUAAAUAAAUAAACUUGCCUAAUUUUUGGAUAUAAAAUAUUGUGAAAAUUUUAUUCUAAGGAAAUGGUGCGAUGAGAGUUUGCCGUUUGUACGUCGAAGAAACCGAGGAGUAGUUAUCGAAAUUUUUGAAGCCCGCACGUCAGCUGCAGCGGAUUUCAUUUCUUUUCUUUCGAAUUACUUUAUUCAAUUUUCGUUUCGUCAAAAAUAUAAUGGUGCCGACAAUAAACUUCACAAAUGUAUCGCUCUUAAUUAUCGGGACGCUCAUUAGCCUAGCGUCUAUGGGAUCUGCAGCAACGGCCGUUUACGAUCCGGACGAAGAAAAUUUUCCACCAUCGUGUGACAGUCCCGUUUAUUGUCACGGUAAUUUACUCCACACCGUGCAAAUGGCGGCUAUAUACACGGAUUCGAAGACCUUCGUGGACACCAAGAUGAAAUACGAAUUGAACGAGACGUUGAGGUUGUUCGACGAAUUUAUGGAGAGGACGGGGGGGGCGCCGAGCAGAUCGCAGGUUGAAAUUUUCGUCAACGACACCUUCGAUCCUCCGAAUUCGGAACUGGAAGUAUGGGCGCCGACCGACUGGGUGGAGAACCCCAAGUUUCUCGACGACAUCCGCGACCCGAUUUUGCGACAGUUCGCCGCUGAUUUGAACCACGUGUGGAAACUCCUCGGCAGAAAAAUGAAGGAGGAAAUAAAGGAGAAGGAGGAGCUCUAUUCCAUCAUAUACGUCCCGAAUCCCGUGAUCGUUCCCGGCGGAAGAUUCAGGGAGUUUUAUUACUGGGACUCCUACUGGAUCAUCAAGGGGUUGCUCUACUCCGAGAUGCACACAACCGCCCGAGGCAUGAUAUCGAAUCUGGUAAGCGUCGUUGAAAAAGUCGGUCACAUCCCGAACGGGGGUAGAGUUUAUUACAAGAGAAGAUCCCACCCCCCACUCCUGAUAAUGAUGGUCAAGGCGUACUUGGAUUUCACGAACGACGAAAAUUGGCUUGCUGAAAAUAUGUGGCUUCUGGAGAAGGAGUUUCAGUAUUGGAUGACCAAUCACACGAUAACCGUUGAAAAGGACGGGACGAAUUACACCCUCGCAAGAUAUUACGAAAAGUCCACCGGACCGAGACCGGAGUCUUACAGGGAGGAUUACGAGUCAGCGCAAAUCUUCACCACUCAAGCGGACAAGGAGAGGUUCUACAGGGAGUUGAAAUCCGCGGCCGAAUCCGGAUGGGACUUUUCCAGUCGCUGGUUCGUCUCGGAGGGUACCAACAAAGGAAAUCUGACGCACACGAAAUCCACCAACAUAAUACCCGUCGAACUGAACUCCAUACUGUACGGGAACGCGAUGAUGCUCGCCGAGUUCAGCGAAAGACUUGGCAACUCGUCGAGGGCCGAGGAAUAUUUGAAAAUAGCCGAUCAAUGGAGGAAAGCUGUUACGGCGGUUCUGUGGCACGAAGAAGUAGGCGUGUGGCUCGACUACGACAUAGCGAAUGAAAUCGAGCGCGAUUAUUUCUACCCAACGAACAUCGCACCUCUUUGGACUUUCUGUUUCGAUCGAGCGGACGCGCAGCAUCACGUUUCCAAGGUCAUGAAGUAUCUCGAAAAAACUCAGAUAAUGAUCAAUUACGGUGGUAUGCCUUCGACCCUCGAACACACCGGUGAACAAUGGGACUACCCCAACGCGUGGGCGCCACUCCAGUACAUCAUGAUCGUCGGUUUGAACAACACGGGGGAUCCGUGGGCGCAAAAAUUGGCCUACGAGUUGGCCGAACGGUGGGUCAGAGGCAACCAGAUCGCAUUCAACGAAACCGGUCACAUGUUCGAAAAGUACGACGCAACGGUAUUGGGCGGUCACGGUAGUGGCGGGGAAUACGAGGUCCAAUUGGGUUUCGGUUGGUCGAACGGCGUUGUGCUGGAACUCAUGCAGAAGUACGGAAGCCAAAUGACUGCGAGGGAUGAAUUUGAAUUUGGGAACAGCGGAGGCGGUGCUUACGCUCAACAACCAUCCGUAUCUUCCAUGGGUCAACUUCUGACCGGAAUUCUAGUCCUCAUCAUAUCCUUGGCGACAGGAUUCAUAGGUAUGGUGCUUUACAAGAGUCGUCAUCAAUACGGUCCUUCGCCGACCACAGCUCCUAACAAAAAGAAGUCGAGUAACACGACUCAAGGAAGUGUGCACAGAAAACGGGUCGGUUAUACCGAGCUGAAGGAUCUGAAUUACGAUUGAUACAUGCUCAAUGAUUAGUUAGAUUUUGUUACUUUCUUUCUUUGUUCGUUUUUCGUUUUUUUGUCUUUUUUUUUCAAGAGAGAGAGAGAGAAAAAAAGAAACAAAUGUACACUGGUACAACGGUGUCUGUGACAUACCCAUAUUGAGGCUGACUUUUACACCGAUCUGAGCGCUUUAAAUAUUAUGACAAAAUAUUAUUAUUUUUUUUCUUCUGCGUGUAAUGAGGAGUUGACACAGCUCGAUAAAAGUCCUAUAGAAUUAUCAAUAACUGAUAUACAUGUACAUAUAUUAUAUUAUAUUAUAUAUAUAAAUUGUAUCUAUACGAAACAUAAGUUAAUUAAUUGGUAUUGCUUUACGCGUAUAACUGAACAAAACGAAACAAAACAAAACAAAAAAAAAAAGAACAAAGAACAUAAAAAGUUAAAAACGAACGACAACGGCAUAGAGAAACUAGCUCGAAUAGGUAUUAUUAUUGUUAAUAUUAUUAUUUGUCUUUCUUUUAGUCAAAUUAAUUUAGCUAAGAAACAAACGAAGAACAUUUAUAAAAUUGAAUCAACUGGAGCAACAAUCUAACUGACAGUGGUUUGAAAAUGAGAACAAAAAAAACGAAAGAUGGAAGAAGAUAAAAGUGGGGAUGAUAAUUUAGAAAAAAACUAACACGAAGUGCCUCAGUACAUAGUACGAUAUACUAUAGUAUAAAUCACGAUCAGUUUUAUUGUUAGUGAUAAUUAGUUUUAAUAAUUUUCAUCCAAUUUGACAUUGUCGCGAAAAUUUUAUUUAUAAUUCAACGAUGAAAACAAAAUGGUGGUCUAAUUCGAAAAACUCUUUUACUUGAUGUGAAGACGGUGAAAAUUGUGAAACGUGAAAAGAAAAGGAAAAAAUUUGAACGUAAUGAGAAGAAAAAUUGUCGCAAAAAUUGGUCUGGAUGAUAGAAGUGAAAAUUUUUUUUUCAAUUUAAAAAGAAAAAAUGAAGCUGAAAAAAUCAACGGAAUAGCGAAAUGUAGAUAAUUACCUGUAGAUUACGUAGAGUAAAUAUGAUGUAAUUUAAUUCUAAGUAAUUCACAAAUAUUCAGUCACAAUCAUGAUACCUAAUAUUAUACAAGAAAAAAAAACAUUUUACAUAUAUAUCACGGUAUCAUAAUAUUUACAACGCAGGUAUAAUAAUGAUAGAAAUGAUAGAAAAGAUGUAGUAAUAAUUAUAAGCACGAUACUAAUGAUGCUAAUAACAACAAAAAAUAGGAUAAUAAUGUCUGAAUUUGAUCGGUAAAUAAUAAUUAUUAAUUUAAUAGUUGUUCCUAUUUAGUUAAUAUACUCGAUAGAAGCCGGUCUCAUAAUAGCGAGUUUGAAUUUCUUAUACAAUAAUUGAAUGAAUAUUAAGAUGUGGCAAGAGUAGAUAAAUAAAUUGAUGGAUGAAUAAAUGAAAACGAUUAAAUUUUUGUUUUUUUUUCUGCAAGUUGUACGUUCUAUUUUAAAAUAGUAUAUAAUUUCGAAUGACGGUAUAAAUAUUAAUCAAAACUGAUAUAACGUCAAUAAUAAUUUACCUUCACGUAUAAAUGUUGGUAUAAAAUUAUAACCACAAUGUAUAAAUAAAUAUAUAUAUAUGUAUACGCGUGAAAAGCAAGAAUUGGAUGAAAAUAUAUAAUAAUCGACGUUAUUAAUCGCCUAGAUGGCAUACCGAUAUCAUCAUUAUUAUAACCGUAGCUUUUUCAUAUUGAAACUGUAACUUAUAACUAUAUAUGAUAGGCACAUACCCAUGUACAUGAUGAUAAAUAUAAUUUUUAAUUAAAAUGUC
Messenger RNA from Athalia rosae (coleseed sawfly), 4309 nucleotides. RefSeq names its product trehalase. Gene Ontology annotation, molecular function: alpha,alpha-trehalase activity. The transcript has 7 exons. NCBI's taxonomy places the organism in Eukaryota, Metazoa, Arthropoda, Insecta, Hymenoptera, Athaliidae. Gene Ontology annotation, biological process: trehalose catabolic process. The record is from RefSeq and is a predicted model, not a curated record. Bases 517 to 2517 code for a protein of 666 amino acids.